AUGCCUUCAUCUGCCCCGGUGCGGCGGCCCAAGCUGCAGGCCUCCAAUGGUCACAAGGCCGAAGUCCCCAUCAGCUACGACAUCAACAUCCCCUAUGUCGACGUGGACGAGCAGUCCAAGAUCAAAACCAAUUACCCGCAGUACCUGCCCUCCUGGGAUCCCAUCUGGUUUGAUCCACUGCCACCUUUCGAAUAUGAAGACCCGGCGCUGCGCGUACUGGACCGCACCAAACCCAACCUGCUUCGGCCCGGCGUCACCGUCAACCACAUCCAGCCCAGUCUGGGUAGUGUGGUGGAAGGAGUGCAGCUCAGCCAGCUGUCCGACACCGCCAAGGAUGAACUAGCUCUCCUCAUAGCCGAACGCAAGGUGCUCGCCUUCCCCGAGCAAGACCUCAUCGACGCCGGCCCCGACGCCCAAGAACAAUUCAUGCGCCACUUCGGCAAACCCAACUACCAGCCCGUGUCGGGGAGUAUGAAAGGCCAUCCAGCCUUCCACAUUAUCCACCGGGACGGCAAUCGCGAGGAAAUUGCGCGAUUUCUCGAGCAGCGCACGACCACGACGCUGUGGCACCAAGACGUCAGCUACGAAAUCCAACCACCGGGCUACGUCAUGCUUGGCCUCCUGGACGGUCCCCAAGUCGGCGGGGAUACCGUCUUUACCGCGACAGACAUGGCCUACAAGCGGCUGUCACCGACCCUGCGCGGGUUCCUCGACACGCUGUCGGCGAUGCACUCCUCGGCCAAGAUGAUCAGUCACACACGACUGACGGGGGGACUGGUGCGCAAGGACCCCGUUGACACGGAGCAUCCGCUGGUGCGCGUGCAUCCCGUGACGGGCGAGAAGUGUCUGUUCCUGAAUGGCGAGUUCAUCACCCGGAUCCAGGGGAUGAAGGAGCCGGAGUCGAAGUGGAUGCUGGAUUUCCUGAUGCAACAUAUGAUGACGGGCCAUGAUUUCCAGGCUCGCGUGCGCUGGCAGCCGCGGACAAUCGUUUUGUUUGAUAAUCGGUCCACGCUGCAUUCCGCCAUCGUAGACUAUCUGGACGACGAUCACGGCGCCCAAUCGCGGCAUAUCUUCCGCCUCGGUGCCCUAGCCGAGAAGCCGAUUCCCGUGUACGAGGGAUUCGACUGA
Messenger RNA from Penicillium lagena, 1128 nucleotides. RefSeq names its product TauD/TfdA dioxygenase family protein. The transcript has 2 exons. Bases 1 to 1128 code for a protein of 375 amino acids. NCBI's taxonomy places the organism in Eukaryota, Fungi, Ascomycota, Eurotiomycetes, Eurotiales, Aspergillaceae. Gene Ontology annotation, cellular component: cytoplasm. Gene Ontology annotation, molecular function: 2-oxoglutarate-dependent dioxygenase activity. The record is from RefSeq and is a predicted model, not a curated record.